CUCCCUGCUUAUUCAGAGCUGGGACACACACACACACACACACACACACACCCCGCAUACAACUUUCUGUCGAGUCAUCGAGACAGACGCGCACCUCCGCUCCGGGUCCACUCUGCUCCCUCGUCCGCCCGGACAGGACCGUCGUGUCGGGGAUGUCUGUGAAGGAUGAACGGCGAGCGCCGAGCGGAGGUCAGGGCACCGAGACGAUCCGCGUUGCCGUCAAAAGUCUCACGGGGAGCCAGGACUUCACCGUGCGGUGCGACUGCACCGUCGGACAGGUGGCUGAGACGGGGUCUCUCGGAUCGUCCGGGGGCCUCAGCAGAGCAGCUGCUCCUGAUCCACUCCGGCCGCGUCCUCGGAGACUCGGACAUCCUGAGUCACCUGAAAGGGCUGAGCGAGUCGGUCAGCAUCUGCAUGGUCCGGAGGCCUCCGUGUUCGUCUGCUGUGCCCACCGGUGAUCCAGUCUCCGGAGAGACGGUCCAGACGGAGCUGGCGGAUGUUCAUGAUGACCUCAUACCAUCUCCCACCUCGCCCCUCUGUCUGGAUCUUGGUCCCGUAGUGGGAGGUCUGGACAGUCUUGGCCUAGCGACACUCGCACCUGGCUUCUUCCCUGCACUGCAGCACCAGAUGGAGAAGCAGCUGUUGGAUGACCCGGUGGUGAUGCGCCGCGUCCUGGGCAGCCCCCUGGUGCAGAGCACCCUCUCCACCUCCAGCCCCCAAAUAACCAGACAGCUCAUUGUGUCUAAUCCCCAAAUCCAGCAGCUCCUCGAGACGAAUGCAGAAGUGGGGGACAUGCUCAACAACACAGACAUCAUCACACAGGUGCUGGAGCUCGUCAGGAACCCUGACAUGAUAGAGGAAGUUUUGCAAAAUGAAGACGGAGCAAUAGACGCGUUGAAACCAAAGCAGGAAAAACCUCAACGCAUCACUGGGGACUUUGGUGGCCUUCAGACGACUGAAGCAAAAAUACAGGAACAUGGUCUCAAACUAUCACAGACAGGAGGACCCAGUGUGGCGACCAUCUCAUCUGGAAAUCAACAGACAGCUAAAGGAGAAAGAGACCUUCACUCCACAGAUCCUCUCAGGGGACUGGCUGCCACGCCCACAGCUGAUACAAACCCUCCGAGCACGGUCACUGCAGGUAUGCAGUCCCUGCUGGAGGAGAUCACGGCCAGUCCGGGUCUGAUGGAGAGCCUGCUCUCCGGGCCGUACGUCGGCAGCCUCCUGAACUGCCUCAGCCAGAACCCCGACCUGGCUGCACAGAUGCUGUUGAGCCAUCCUUUGUUCACAGGGAAUCCUCAGCUGCAGCAGGAGAUGAGACAACAGCUCCCUCUCUUCCUGCAACAGAUGCAGAGUCCGGAGCUGCUGUCAGCCAUGUUGAACACCAGAGCCAUGGAGGCUCUGCUACAGAUCCAGCAGGGCCUGCAGACUCUGGCUGCAGAGGUUCCCACACUCAUACCUGCGGCUGGACUCUGUGACACCGGAGCCAGUGUUAAUGUUGCCCCCGAGCUCGCAUCAAACUCUGUCCUGGACAGCCACUCAGGAAAGUGUCCUCAGGUUGCCACGGUGACAGAGCAGCAGCAGCAGUUUGUACAACAGAUGCUACAGGCUCUAGCUUACACCAACAAUGGGGUCCAUCGCGAGGAGGCUGAGUUCCAGGAAGAACUGGAGCACCUGAGCUCGAUGGGCUUCAGUGACAGACGGGCAAACCUUCAGGCUCUCAUCAGCACCGGAGGAGACCUCACCACUGCUAUACAACAUCUGCACAGUGUCUGACGCACACACACACACACACACACACACACACACACACACACACACACACACUGAUCUGUGUAGAUCCUACUGUGCAUGCAGUGAAUGUGACAUUUGCAGAUAAGCACCUACAUUCAAACAUAAUUAAACUAAAAAAGUAUCAACAUUUCAAAAGUGCUUGCAAGCCAUAUUUUAUUGCUAUAUUCACUUCCCUUAAUAACCUAUAGCUGCAGUGGUUAAGUGCUGUAUAUUCAGUCCUGACAUUAAACCUCACAAAAAUUGCUGAACAGAUAAUAAAUCCUCGUACACAUAACUUCCCUUUGUCAUUCCAGGCAAGCGCUUUGUGUUCAUAUAGAGUAGAAUCAAAAGAAUAGAAUCACUUUCACUCUGUCAGUGUCAGUUUAAGUUCUUCACAUGGUCACAGACAUUGGUCAUGUAUUAUCAAUCUCUGUGCAAAUACACUAUGAAGCUCUGGCCUUUUUUUCUCUUGCCACCUGGAUGGAGUUUAAUAAAAUCUUUCAACACCCAGACGCAGUCAGACGGGGAUCCACAUUCUCCACAGUCCACAGAUAAUAUUGUACCCAGAGUUGGUGUAGGGGUCGAGAGCAUCACCUGGCAGUCUCAAUAAAGACGCUGAAGUCAAACACAAA
Molecule: messenger RNA, 2405 nt
Organism: Scophthalmus maximus (turbot)
Lineage: Eukaryota; Metazoa; Chordata; Actinopteri; Pleuronectiformes; Scophthalmidae
Product: ubiquilin-1-like
Exons: 11
Coding region: 166-1776 (536 amino acids)
Biological process (GO): ubiquitin-dependent protein catabolic process
Cellular component (GO): cytosol
Molecular function (GO): polyubiquitin modification-dependent protein binding
Source: RefSeq, a predicted model, not a curated record